AUGGACCAAUAUUUCCGGAGACUCCAGCGAAUCCAAACUCGAGCGGCUGCAGCUGCGACUUCCGGAAUUGGUUUAACUGUGGACCGUGGCCACCUAAAAUCAGACGGCUUUCAAGAAUCCUGCAGGUCCAGGCCGCCGGAGGCCUUGAUUUUGCCAGCCCGCAUCCGUUUCAUGUUAGAAGAUAUUUUGGAUCUUCGAAAAAACGGUUGGAUUCCACGCCGUGCUGGUCAGCGGAACGAAACAACUAAACCGCGCUAUCUAAGCGAUAUUCGAAUGGAAGUGUUUAAGCAGACUGGUGAAAGCACUCGUCCUCUGGGAUGCAACGGAUCCGUACGCCACCGGCCGUGUCCCAAGGGAAUGUCUUAAGCAGAAAACCGUGGGUUUGCCUCGAAUGCGCUGGCAAACGUCUCCCAUGCUAAGUGACAUGUCCUUAGAACGUGGAGGUUCCUAUGUUGGUUGCAUUGUUGUUCACCAAAUACAAUCAUAGCUCGUGUGA
This is a messenger RNA of Dicrocoelium dendriticum, 496 nucleotides long. The record is from the annotation of a GenBank genome assembly. Lineage: Eukaryota; Metazoa; Platyhelminthes; Trematoda; Plagiorchiida; Dicrocoeliidae.